This is a messenger RNA of Sorex fumeus (smoky shrew), 2688 nucleotides long. RefSeq names its product ATPase family AAA domain containing 1 (gene ATAD1). NCBI's taxonomy places the organism in Eukaryota, Metazoa, Chordata, Mammalia, Eulipotyphla, Soricidae. The transcript has 10 exons. Gene Ontology annotation, cellular component: mitochondrial outer membrane. The record is from RefSeq and is a predicted model, not a curated record. Gene Ontology annotation, molecular function: ATP binding; ATP hydrolysis activity. Bases 65 to 1150 code for a protein of 361 amino acids.
UUCCUGGGUGAGCCGGGCUCGGGCCGCUCCGCUGCUGCUUUCCUGCUCGGGGUUAACAAUCAAGAUGGUACAUGCUGAAGCCUUUUCUCGUCCUUUGAGUCGGAAUGAAGUUGUUGGUUUAAUUUUUCGUUUGACAAUAUUUGGUGCAGUAACAUACUUUACAAUCAAGUGGAUGGUAGAUGCAAUUGAUCCAACCAGAAAGCAAAAAGUAGAAGCUCAGAAACAGGCAGAAAAAUUAAUGAAGCAAAUUGGUGUGAAAAAUGUGAAGCUUUCAGAAUAUGAGAUGAGUAUUGCGGCCCAUCUAGUAGACCCUCUUAACAUGCAUGUUACUUGGAGUGAUAUUGCAGGUUUAGAUGAUGUCAUUACAGAUCUGAAAGACACAGUCAUCUUGCCUAUUAAAAAGAAGCACUUGUUUGAAAAUUCCAGGCUUCUUCAGCCUCCAAAAGGUGUUCUCCUCUAUGGGCCACCAGGCUGCGGUAAAACUUUGAUUGCCAAGGCUACGGCCAAAGAAGCAGGUUGUCGAUUCAUCAACCUUCAGCCUUCCACACUGACUGAUAAGUGGUAUGGAGAAUCUCAGAAGUUGGCCGCUGCGGUUUUCUCCCUUGCCAUAAAGCUGCAGCCCUCCAUCAUCUUCAUAGAUGAAAUUGACUCCUUUCUACGAAAUCGUUCAAGUUCUGACCAUGAAGCUACAGCCAUGAUGAAAGCUCAGUUUAUGAGUCUCUGGGAUGGAUUGGAUACUGAUCAUACCUGCCAGGUCAUAGUGAUGGGAGCUACUAAUCGUCCUCAGGAUCUUGACUCCGCUAUUAUGAGAAGGAUGCCAACAAGAUUUCAUAUCAAUCAGCCAGCUUUAAAACAAAGAGAAGCAAUCCUCAAACUCAUCUUAAAAAAUGAAAAUGUGGAUAGACAUGUGGACCUGUUAGAAGUAGCCCAGGAAACUGAUGGGUUUUCCGGAAGUGACCUAAAGGAGAUGUGUCGAGAUGCUGCCCUCCUCUGUGUUAGGGAAUAUGUUAAUUCUGCAUCAGAAGAAAGCCAUGAUGAAGAUGAAAUUCGGCCUGUGCAACAACAGGACCUGCAUCGGGCAAUUGAAAAGAUGAAGAAAUCAAAGGAUGCAGCAUUUCAGAAUGUUUUAACACACGUUUGUUUAGAUUAAGAGUAAAGAUCAUUUGUACAGUUCAGUGUGACCCGGUUUGGUGUGUCCUUUUAUUAGUGGAAAUAGAGUCGAAGGAGUGUUCUUUAACUAGUGAGGGAGUCAGAUGUUUGACACAUUUUUUAUACUCUGAAUUCUAAGUUAUUGAGAUACAGUUAUAUUACUACUGUCACAAAUCAUGAGGAGGAACAAUUUAAUCCAUCUUGACUGUGGGUGCUUGUGUUUGACCUCUUUAGCCAUAUGUUGCAGCCUUAUAGCAUGGUCUUAAAGUAACAGAUGAGUCAUUGAGACAUUAGUGAGAAAUGGGGAUGUGAUUUAAGUGCCGGUUUCUAGAUAAGUAUGUGUGUAUGUAUGUAUGUGUGUAUAUUAAGUGUAUAUAUUCACACAUUUUAUAUUGACAUUCUGUAGAUAUGUUUGAAUACAAAACCUUUUUUUUAUCCACCUACUGAAUCAAAAGGUACCAAAUAGUCUAUAUAGAAAAAUGAAGAUUUAAAGUUGUGUCUGAAAGGUACAGUGAUUCAGUUAUUUCCAGUUGUCACUUUUUUUUUUAAAGUUAAAGUAUUCCCUGUGGUUCAGUAGUUAGAAGUCAAGUACAUCUGAAUACUUUAGAUGUAGUUUAAUUAUUGUGGUUGCCAGGAUAAUAAAAAUACUCCUUGAGUGAUCACAUUGAAUGGUUGUCAUGCAGUUGUGAGAGUGAAAUCAUUUUCACUUCUUUCUGCAAGCACAAUGGGCUGAACAUUGUUUUAGUUGCUCUAUGUAAAGGUGGACUGAAAGUCUUUCACAGAAUGGCUUUGAAAAAGCCCAGUACCAUUCAGUCUAUGAAUGUGACUUUCCCUUCUUCAGCUAAUGUGACAUAGUUCUGUUUUAACCAUAUUUUUCAAAUGUUAUUUUAAAGUUGUUCCUUUAUUAGGAUCAAAUACCAUGAGGUAAUUAAAAAAAAGAAGUAUGUUUAAAGCUAGUAGGUGUUACUAAAUGUGCUAAAAUAAUCAUUAAGAUUUUUUUUUUAAAGUUCUCUUAGUAUAAGUUGUGCCCAGGUAGGGCAGACAUCCACAUCAGAAUUCUCAUAUUAACGUCUAUAGUCAUUUGAUGCUCUGUGCACUACCUAUGAAAAAUAUUUUUAUGACCAAUAUUUCACUAAUCGGAAUUUUGUUAUAAGCACUUAAACACAGCAUGAGGAAAAUGGCACAAUAUGAUCUUGAAGUGCGUGCCUUCUGAAUCAACCAUAAGAUUAAAUUAUGCUGAAUAUAUUUUGUUUUUUUUUGUAUUUCUUUGAAAAUUUUGUCUUUAUUUGUGAGUUACUGAGUUAAUUUCUUUUAUAAUGAGUCUCUCAGUAGUCUACUGGAUAAUUUAUUCUCUUAAAUUGUGUUUUGGUGGGUGGCACAGAGAUUGCAGGAAAACACUUCAUUCGAUAAUGAAAAGCCAGUUUUGAAAAUAGUCAAGAUGAUUGAAAAAUGCAAAACACAAGAUACCAAAAAUAAAAAUUUCAUUUCCAUUUUUAAUAACUAUUAUGUUAUUAUUUAAUAAAUUGUAAUAAAGAGGUA